Carlito syrichta (Philippine tarsier) is the source of this 1785-nucleotide messenger RNA. Its product is annotated as alpha-1B-glycoprotein-like. Lineage: Eukaryota; Metazoa; Chordata; Mammalia; Primates; Tarsiidae. The record is from RefSeq and is a predicted model, not a curated record. The coding region runs from base 1 to 1785 and encodes 594 amino acids. The transcript is spliced from 7 exons.
AUGUCCACAUUCACGGCCUGCCUGAUGCUCUGGGGUCUCAUCUUGGGCCCAGUGUCAGAUGCAGCCACAUAUUUCGAUACCCGGCCUAGCCUGUGGACUGAACCCAAAUCGUGGCAAGAUCCCAAGACAUACAUGUUGCUGACAUGCCAGGCCCGCCUGGCAACCCCUGACUUUCAGCUGUUCAAGAACGGGGUAUCCCUGGAUGUCGUGCACCUCAACUCAUCUGCCAAUAAGCACCAGUUCCUACUGGCAGGUGACACCCAGGGACGCUACCGCUGCCGCUCAGGCAUGUCUGGAGGAUGGACUGGGUUGAGCAACCUCCUGGAGUUGACGUGGACAAUGUCCUUUCCCCCACCCUGGCUCUCAGCGGAGCCAGUGUCCUGGAUCACACCCGGCCUGAACACCAAACUGGUGUGCCACGGGGGACUGCGGGGUGUGACCUUUACUCUGAGGCGGGAAGGCGACAACAAGUUUCUGGAGGCGGCUGAGGCCAGAGAGGACGUGAAGGCUACCUUCCCUGUCCACCAGGGUGGCAACUAUAGCUGCAGCUACCAGACCCAGGUAGCAGGCAUUCCUGCAGUGUCCAGCGCCACCGUGACCAUCAAGGAGCUGGCUAUGCCACCCCCGCCCCAGCUGAGAACAAAGAGGGAGUCUUCAGGCAUCCUGAGCCCCGGCCAGCACACCACCCUCGUCUGCGUGGCACCCCGGAGCGGCGUGCUCUUCCAGCUGCGGCGGGCGGACAGGGAGUUGCAGGUGCCCAUGAGCAGCACCACCCCGGGCCGCGUCUUCUUCCACCUGGACGCGCUGGCCUCGGGGGACAAUGAUAAAUACACCUGCCGCUACCGACCGGUUGGCGAGCCUGAUGCCUGGUCCGAGGACAGUGCUCCGGUGGAGCUGACUGUCAGCGACGAGACGCUGCCGGCGCCCAUACUCUCGGCGAAGCCCGCCAGUCGCAGCCCCGAGCCCGGCACGCGCGUGCAGCUGCGGUGCCUGGCGCCCCGUGACAGGGUGCGCUUCGCCCUGGUGCGCGAGGACGCGGGCGGGCGCCGGGUGCACCGUCUGCAGAGCCCCGCGGGGACCGAGGCCGACUUCGAGCUGCGCGACGUCUCGGUGGCCGACUCGGCCAACUACAGCUGCGUCUACGUGGACCUGCUGCCGCCGUUCGCGGGGUCGGCGCCCAGCGCGCCCUGGGAGCUGCUCGUGGACGGACCCCCUCCCAGGCCGCAGCUCCAGCCCCUGUGGAGCGGGGCGGUGACCCCGGGCAGAGACGCUGUUCUGCGCUGCGAGGGCCCCAUCGCCGACGUCACCUUCGAGCUGCUUCGGGCGGGGGACACGGAGCCCUCGGCCAUGCUCAUACCCGGCGGGUCCUCGGCGGACCUGGUGCUGGUCUAUGUGGGGCCCCAGCACGCCGGCAACUACAGCUGCCGAUACCGCUCCUCGUGGCCCAUCCCCUUCGAGUCGGAGCUCAGCGCCCCCGUGGAGCUACGAGUGGCAGGUGAUGCUUCCCUGCUCGGCCUCCUGGCCUCCUCAGGGCUGUGCCCUCCGCCAGGUGCUCCCUCGCCUGCUCUCCACCCGGGCGGUGUUGGUGGCCUGGGGAGGGCAGCUGGGGAAUCAGGCCCAAAGACCCGGGGCAGCAGUUGCACGGGUGGGGUGGGGGCCCUGCAGGCUGCGAAGACAAAGCUUGGCUGGCAGCCCCCAAGCCGCUUCCCUCCUCCGCUGCAGGGCAGAGGCACGGGACUCCUCUCCUCCCAUUUCCUUUCUUUUCACCCUCCUCUAGAAAGCUGA